CCCCUCCCGAUGUCAAAGCAUUUUGCAUAGUGACUUCCGCCCCCGGUAGCUUUCUUUCUCCAGCCAGUCUGCAUCAGCCGGGGCAAGCGUAGCUGAUACGACAUGAGGAUCCUGUAUCACCCCGAGCUGCCCCUCUCUCCUAACUUCAUUUAGAAAGUACGCCGAUGUGCCGUCUGACUCAUGUAGGUCGCAGAAGGAUUAGGAGGGAACUGUGGAAGACGUGCUUUUUUUCUUUCAUGAGGCAACUGGAUUUGUUACUAUCAUGUGAAGAGGAGGCGGACCGAGGAGACACUUCUUCAAUAUGCUGAGGCUGUGGUGUGUGUUUGUAUACUGUACGUGGAAGUACAGAGACAGUUCCCAGCCAGCAAACAGGCCUACGUAAGGAUUUAACAGCGCACUUGUUCAAUUUUGAAGCGCGUCAAGGGAUUCUAGUGUCGUUUUUGUGCGCUUUGUUUUGGACAGGGAAUUCCUCUACACCGGGCUGCAUUCUCGCCAAGCCGUUUGCAUUCAUCACACGUAGCUUGUGUUUUCCUCUAUAUAUAUUUAUCGUUUCUUAUUUCUAACACGGUGGAUAAGCGGUAUGGGGGAUUUGUCCGUCAUCUAGCAGCAGGCGCCCCUUUCAAACAGCCAGCAAUGCGAUUAAGAGCUAUUAGUUUUUAUAUCGGGGUCUUCUUUCAAACUAGUUUGCCUUGCCAAUGACCCACGAUGAACUAUUAUUUCGUAGGGAUCUUCCACGCUCCUGUGCGGUUUUGUGCCAAGAUUUAUUUCUAAUCAUCUUAUAAUUGUAACUGCGUUUUGAAGUUGCUGCAUUACUUGUUCGCUAGUAUUUAAUAAUCUUUGCCCAACGAGACAUUUUUGACUUGUUGAGAAGACUGACUAAAUCAUAUUGUUGGUGGGUGCCCAGAGGCUGUGUGUAACCCAUCUCCCCACCUGCACGGAUUGGAUUUUUCUAGAUUUUUGUUAUCUUUUCCAUCAUGAGUUACAUCCACACGGUGGUGAACAUACUGCUACGUGGACUCGUCAUCUAUGCGGUACUGGGCUUGGAGUGCACUUACUCGAAUGAUCUACCCAACCAUUCGUCUGAUGCUGCAAAUGUGGCCAUCACAGAUCCCUGCCUUAUAGUGAUGCCACCAUGUAUGGGUGAAGCAGACCGCUUCAGUCUGGAGGCCCUCCGCCACAUCCACAAACAGCUAGAUGACGACAAUGACGGGGGUAUAGAAGUCAACGAGAGUGUGGAGUUUAUCAUAGAAGACAUGAAGCAACAGCAAACCAACAAGCAUAGUGUCCUGCACCGGGAGGACCAGCACAUCACGGUGGAGGAGCUGUGGAGAGCCUGGAAGACAUCUGAAGUGCAUAACUGGACGAAUCAGGACACAGUGCAGUGGCUGAAGGAGUGUGUGGAGCUGCCUCAGUAUGAGAAGAACUUCAGGGACUUCAGAGUGACUGGGAACACCUUACCUCGAUUAGCAGCAAAUGAACCGUCGUUUUUAUCGAUGCAGUUGAAGAUAUUAGACCAGCGGCAUAAACAAAAGUUAGUUUUAAAAGCGCUGGAUGCAGUGCUUUUUGGUCCCCCUCAACGUCCGCAGCACAACUGGAUGAAAGACUUUAUCCUGAUGUUCUCCAUAGUGAUCGGAGUGGGCGGAUGCUGGUUCGCCUACGUGCAGAACAAGUCCAGUAAAGUGCACAUUUCUCAGAUGAUGAAGGAUCUGGAGAGCCUGCAGCACGCUGAGCAGAGCCUCCUGGAUUUACAGAGUCGGCUGGAGAAGGCCCAGGAGGAGAACCGCACUGUGGCUGUGGAGAAGCAGAAUCUGGAGCAGAAGAUGAGGGACGAGAUCACAGGAGCGAAGAAAGAAGCGCACCGACUGAGAGAGCUGAGAGAGGGCGCCGAGUGCGAGCUCAGCCGACUCAAGUAUGCAGAGGAGGAGCUCGUACAGGUGCGGAAGGCUCUGAAACGCGCGGAGAAGGAGAUGCAGUCAGAGCGCUCGGUCCCAGAGGCGCUGCAGAAGUGGCUCCAGCUCACACACGAGGUGGAGGUGCAGUACUACAACAUCAAGAAGCAGAGCGCAGAGUUCCAGCUCUGUGUGGCCAAAGAUGAGGCAGAGAAAAUUAAAAAGAAAAGAGGUUCAGUGUUUGGGACUCUUCACGUGGCACACAGUUCAUCAUUGGAUGAAGUGGAUCAUAAGAUUCUAGAAGCAAAGAAGGCGCUGUCUGAGGUAACGGCCUGUCUCCGCGAGCGCCUCCAUCGCUGGCAGCAGAUAGAGAAGCUGUGUGGGUUUCCUGUGGUCAAUAACUCGGGUCUGCCUAGUCUGACAGCCAGCCUGUACUCGGAGCACAGCUGGGUGGUCAUGCCCCGCGUGUCUGUGCCACCCUAUCCCAUCGCAGGGGGCGUGGACGACCUAGAUGAAGACACUCCCCCCAUCAUUCAGCAGUUCACAUCUCCCAGUAUGAUGCGUCCUCCUCUGACCCGGAACAGCAGUAUCUGUCGCUCGCGCCGCAGCCUGCUCUCCUCCCAGCAGCCCUCCCUGCUCUCCCCUGAUCCCGACCUUCUCUCCAUGGCCGGCUCCACCCUCUCCUAUCACCCUGAAGCCGAGGACGAGCACAUCAUUUUCAGCACAGAUAGGAGAGGGGAGUCACUUCCAGAGGGCAGCUCGGACACAGACUCCCUCAGCUCUAUGGGCCGUAAGCCCUACCAGUGCCCUUGCUCCAUGGGCUCGGAGACCCCGUACAGGAAGAUCUCUCGUGAGGAGUUGCUCAUGUACACUCAGAGCCAGGAGCCCGUAGCAUCCAGUCCCACGUCCAGCAGCAGCAGGGACUCCACUCCCCCUCCCGCCACCAGCCCCUCCGGACCCCCCUCCACCAGCCCCUCCCCUGCCCUAGAGCACCACCCCUUUGCACAGAGCCCCACCCCUGACCUCACCUGCAUCAUCCCAGAGUCCCACAGUGCUCCACCCAGCCAGAGCGGGCAGGGCCUGUACAACGGCAUCCUGGAGAAGUCAUACAGCUUCAGCCAGCUGCCCCCCAGCAUGCUGCCCCCUGUGGGCCGCUACCCCUCCCUCACCUCUCUGGACUCGGAGGGCCGCAGUAUGGGCCGUGAGUACAAGCUGCCCAGCACCUCCUCCCAGGACUCCUGCGACAACGGGGACAAAAUCAAGCGCUCCUCCAAAAUCAAAUCUUUAUUUAAAAAGAAGAAAUAACGGCGCUCAGGGGAGCGGAGGUGUUAGCACUAAUGUUUGAGGGACGCGGUCACUGUAAAACUCUAACAUGUUCUCUUUGUCAUCAGAGAUGAAUGUAGCUCAGAGUGGAGCAGCCCCACACUCACGGCCUUAUUUAAUAUUGCCUUUGAUUACGUUCAUUCAGCCUCACAGGGAGAGCCUGCAAAGGUCAAACUAGUGUCAAAGAAAGGUCAAGGGUCACAUUUGCACAAGACACAUUCAGUUGAUUUAGUUUGAACCAAAAGCCACUGUGUCGGGUCGAAUGGUGUUUACUGCAGAGGCUGUGGGUGAGUGGGGAGUUGUUUGUUAAAGAUUUAAAGAUGACAAAUUAUUUUACUAAGUUAUUCUUCACCCUUUUUCAAUGAUCUGUAUUGUCCAGUGUUUCGCCGUGGCCUUCAUGUACUUGACUCAUUUCUUUGAAACAAAGGUCUGUUGCACUACUGCUCUCCCAGAUCUCUGGGAAAGUUGGAGUUUGGAGGAGCAGACAGGAGCACCCUGCCCUCUCCUCCUCUCUGUAGACUUCUAGUGACUUUGUUUUCACUAUGUUUUGUUCUUAGAUGUUUUACAUAGAUUUUUAUUGGUGAUGAGCUAAAGGUUGUUGAAUAUGCAGAUUUUACCAAUCAGUGAGUACAUUACGUCCAAUGUAAUUGAGCUGACCUUUACUACUUGAUUAACUGCAUCCUGUAGCCAUAUCUCCUCCAUUUUUGUCUUAAGCUCCUCUUCCCUUCAAACUCAGUGUUACAAUCAGAGUCUGGAUAAAUAUUCACACAAUAAGGAAUUACAUUUCAAACCUAGCAUUGGAUAAAAGUUGUGUCAUUUAUUCUAUGUGAGAGGAUGAACGUAAUAUAUUUUAUUGGUGCAAUUCACUGUAAAAUGUAGUACACAGUGCUCCUGAGUAUUGUUAAAGCCACUGUGUCUGGCUCUGAACCUUGUGGUGGCACAAAGUGGUAAGUCUAGACAGCAUGCAUAUUAAACUAUAUUAAAUUAAAUUCACACACACACAUGCACGCACGCACACACACACCCCCACACACACACACCCACGCACACGCACACACACACACAAUAAAACUCUCUGUAAUUCAUAGUAAGGUGACAACUGAGGUUACUAUUUUGGUCAGAACAGUACCACGGACUUCCAUGCUUUUUGAAUAGAACAAUGUGUUGUGUACACAAGUAAAGUUAUUUGAAAAAAGCAGGUUUAUUUCCUGUCAGUUCUUACUUUUGAACAAACCAUAGAUCUAAAAUAAUGAGACCUAAAACGGUGCUUGUAACUAGGCCUCUCAUGAUGCUAAAAUUUCAAACUCGAUUUUGGUACUAAAGGAAUGAGUCUAGUUUCGAUACUAGUUAUGGUAUCGGUUAGUAUCUGUUUUACGAUACUUGUGACAACCCUACUUGUAACACUGAGCUUGUCCCCUCACACUACGCUGGAGCUGACCCGUGCAAUAUACGCUCCCGUGGGCAGCUCACAGCCUGAUGUCAGAGCUCUGCUUCACUGUGAUCCUGCCAAAUCCUUCUGCUUCAUCUAGACCGGCCUCGUACUAGUCUGCCACCAGGGGGCAGUGCAGUGUAACGAGACAGGAGGGGUCUGCCUGAAGAGAACAGCACACAAUGAAGGACGCCACAGAAGAAGUGGAGACAGUGAAUGUUUACGACUCAUAGGUUUUGUCAUUGUGUGUGUGGAUAUAUUUGUAAUACUGUAAUAAAAUUAAUAAAAAUAUAGAGUCAAUA
Molecule: messenger RNA, 4943 nt
Organism: Periophthalmus magnuspinnatus
Lineage: Eukaryota; Metazoa; Chordata; Actinopteri; Gobiiformes; Gobiidae
Gene: stim2b
Product: stromal interaction molecule 2b
Exons: 12
Coding region: 975-3194 (739 amino acids)
Biological process (GO): store-operated calcium entry; activation of store-operated calcium channel activity; intracellular calcium ion homeostasis
Cellular component (GO): plasma membrane; endoplasmic reticulum
Molecular function (GO): calcium ion binding; calcium channel regulator activity; protein binding
Source: RefSeq, a predicted model, not a curated record